Molecule: messenger RNA, 1149 nt
Organism: Colletotrichum orchidophilum
Lineage: Eukaryota; Fungi; Ascomycota; Sordariomycetes; Glomerellales; Glomerellaceae
Exons: 1
Coding region: 1-1149 (382 amino acids)
Biological process (GO): polysaccharide biosynthetic process
Molecular function (GO): pyridoxal phosphate binding; dTDP-4-amino-4,6-dideoxygalactose:2-oxoglutarate transaminase activity
Source: RefSeq, a predicted model, not a curated record
AUGAUUCCUCACUCAAAGCCCUUCCAGCCGCCCAACUCGUUGCAGUACGUCGACAAUGUCUUGAAGACAGGGAAAUUGGCUCAAGGGCCGUACACUUCAAGGUGUGAAAAGUGGCUGGAAGCGAUGAUGCAAACAGGAAAGGCUUUCCUAGUGACCUCUGGGACGACGGCUCUCGAGAUGGCCGCCAUGGUCAUUGAUGUUCAACCCGGUGACGAAGUCAUAUUCCCCAGCUACACGUUCGUGUCCACGAUCAACGCCUUCGUCAGCAGGGGCGCAACGCCCGUGUUCAUCGACAUUGAAAAGAACACGAUGAAUAUGGACGUAAAUCUCAUCGAAGCCGCAAUCUCUGAGAAGACGCGGGUCAUCGUCCCCGUUCACUAUGCUGGCAUUUCAUGCGAUAUGGAAGCUCUGAUGGACAUCGCGUCCCGUCACAACCUGAUUGUUGUCGAAGACGCAGCCCAAAGCCUGACUUCCAAGUAUCGCGGCGUCUAUUCCGGCACGAUUGGGCAUAUCGGCUGUAUCAGCUUCCACGAGACGAAGAACGUCACAUCCGGAGGUCAGGGUGGCGCCAUCUUGAUCAACCGGGAUGAGCUGGUUGACAGGGCCGAAGUCGUCUAUGACAACGGCACCAACAGAGUCGAGUUCAUUCGAAAAGGGUUGCCAAUGUACGAGUGGCAGGACAUUGGAUCAAACUAUGUCAUGUCCGAGGUGCUUGCCGCCCUCCUGUGGUCCCAUCUCGAGAUGGCGGAAGCUAUCCAGAGGACUAGACUGAACAUCUGGAAUACAUACCAGGCUGCGCUCCAGCCGUUCUCAGAAUCUUCUGGGGAGUUUGCCUUACCCAAGAUACCAGAGGGCUGUGAGCACAACGGUCACAUAUUCUACCUCAAGCUUCGGGAUGCGUCUCGCCGUUCCGCCUUCGCGCAAUACAUGAAGGAGCAUGGUGUAUCGGUAUCCUCUCACUACUCUCCUCUUCACAAGUCGCCAAUCGGGAAGAGGAUUGGCAAAUUUGUUGGAAAGGAUGAGAAUACGUCUCUGGCAAGUCUUCAGCUUGUGCGUCUGCCCAUCUACUUCGAGAUAAGUGAAGGAGAGCAGAGCAAGGUGAUCUCACUGGUUCAAAGUUACUUCGGACGCAAAGAGUCCAGACUGUGA